AGCUGAUCAACAAAGAGACGAGAUCGCUCACAAAUAAGUCACUGCAGCUGACUUUGUCCAGAGGGAUUUUGGCCAUGGCUAUGCCAUCUGAAAUCAUGAAGACAACGACAGAGAGAGAGGAUAAACACCCAGAGGUUGUGUCAUCAGAGAUCAUGAAGGCAUCAGCGCAGAGUCAGAGUAAACACCCAAAGGUUGUUCACCUCCUUGACUCUGUGAAGAAAACAGCUUUUGUUGUUGGCACGGCCCUGCUUGUAUUCGCUGCUGCCAGAAAUUCUAUCACAUGGCAUCUGCAGCAGUUCUGGGGAGCUUCUGGAGAUUUCUGGCAGAGGCAGUGGACAUUUAUAUACCAGCUGUUUGGAGAGGAUGAUGUCUUCAUAGGAAUAUGGGGAACCCUUGGAUUUACCACAGCAGUAUUCUGGCUAGCCAACCUGCUUUUCCUCUUGAUUGACAUUACGGGGAAACCAGCAGCGUUAAUUAAGUACAAAAUACAGCAGGAUAAAAACAUACCUGUGCCAUUCCCCAAGCUGAUGAAGGCAGUGCAGCAGGUGUUGUUCAACCAGAUCAUCCUGGGCAUUCCCUUCAGCUAUGUGGCCUACCAGGUGAUGCAGUGGAGAGGCUGUAGCCAUAAGGCUGAGGAUUUGCCCACCUUCCAGUGGGUACUCCUGGAGAUGUUUGUCUUCUCCCUUGUGGAGGAGAUCUGCUUCUAUUAUACUCACAGAUUAUUUCACCACCCUCGAGUAUACAAGUACAUCCAUAAACGUCACCAUGAGUGGACUGCCCCUAUAGGCCUCGUCUCCAUCUAUGCCCACCCUGUGGAGCACAUUCUCAGUAACAUACUGCCCCCCACCCUGGGGCCUGUGCUGAUGGGCUCCCACCUGGCUACCUCCUGGAUGUGGUUUGGGGUGGCCCUUAUCUCCACCACGGUGGCCCACUGUGGGUACCACUUCCCACUGAUCCCCUCCCCUGAAGCCCACGACUUCCACCACCUCAAAUUUAACCAGAACUACGGUGUCCUAGGCAUACUGGAUCGCCUGCAUGGGACUGACGAGGUUUUCCGUACCACCAAGGCCUACCAGAGACACAUACUGCUGCUGGGGUUGUCUCCCCUGACCCAGCAGAUCCCUGAUGAUACCAAGGACAAAAAAUCCAACAUAUCCAAAGGCAAACUAGAGUGAUGUGUGCCAGAACCUUUGCUUCGCCCCUUCCUGCCCCUUCUACUCUCUCCCACCAGUCACCAUGGGUCUUGUGAUAUCACAUUAGUGUAUAUAGAUAAAAUUAUUGGGCUUUCAGUGUCACUCAGUGACUUUGCCUUAAUGUUGUUUGUGUCUGCAUUGCAGCACAAUUUUUGUUGGAGCACGAAACAGCUUUUAUAAGAAGGGAAACAAAGUGUGUUUUAAAAACAUUAUACAUCCAUCUAGACAAUCUACUAUGAUGGCAUUUAUGUGUUGCCAUCAUUUAUUCAGAUAUUGUUUUAAUGGGGUGACAAUCACAAGUCAGCAGGGUUUUACUUUUACUGUAAUUACAGUACCUGGUAUCUUUUACAGCAUUUAAUUGCUACGCUUUUUGUCUUACCCUUUCCCCAUUGUACAGUCUUUUAUGUGGGAAAUUUUAACCAAAAGUUUCUUCAAAGGGUCAGAUUUAUUGUGAAAGUUAAGAGAUUAUAAUGUGUCAUUUAUUUGUGAUUGGAUAGAGUUUGAAUCUUCAGUCAGUAAGCCUGUCAGUUAAAUGUAAUUUGUCUUUCUUUGUACCCAAGUUUAUAGGUGAUAAUAAUGAUCUGAUUGUGUUAUAGUAUAGUACAUGGUAUGUGUAUAUGUCCGGUGUCAUUGGCAGAACUUUUGUUCGUCAGGUGAUGUAGUUGUGGCUGGUUUUGUUUGAGAAAUCCGAGAAGAGGAUUGUUAAGAGGAAAAUGCCCACCUCGUUGGAAGUUUGAUUCCAUCUUUGUUAGGUUUGUGAAAUGUACAGCCACAGCAUUUCUAUCAAUGCAAAAACAAAGUGUUUUAUACAUGAUAUAUGUAUUUUUAUUUACUACUGUGACAAUUCAUGUGUUUACAAGACCAAAGUACGCAGGUACAUUGUUGUUUUGAAGUUUGAUCAUACAGAGUAUCUUACCUAGAACUUCAUUUUUCUUACUUGCUUUUCACUUGUGUCAUAUUUGCAGAUUUGCAGUUAUCCUUAUUGGUCAACGCAGCCUGCACGGUUGUGGAUUUUUUUUUUUUUUUUU
Liolophura sinensis is the source of this 2221-nucleotide messenger RNA. Its product is annotated as fatty acid hydroxylase domain-containing protein 2-like. NCBI's taxonomy places the organism in Eukaryota, Metazoa, Mollusca, Polyplacophora, Chitonida, Chitonidae. The record is from RefSeq and is a predicted model, not a curated record. Gene Ontology annotation, molecular function: iron ion binding; oxidoreductase activity. Gene Ontology annotation, biological process: lipid biosynthetic process. The transcript has 7 exons. The coding region runs from base 75 to 1175 and encodes 366 amino acids.